AUGACGGAAAUCGUGACAAGUACACUUGACCCCACGGAAGUUCCCCUAAAAAACCUCACCAGUACCACUGGCGGUUUAGGCCUUCUUAGCACCCUGGUCGGUCUGGUGAUGGGUGUACAAAUCGACCAAGGUACCGGCGUCUUCGUGAGGGAUCGCUUCUACACUGGCUGUCGUAUUCUUCAGCCACUGUCCAACUGGUGCGGCCUCUCUAUAGACGUGGCAAAUUUCCUCGCCUCCGCCCUCAUUGCGAGCCUUCUGGGCCUCCUUAUGCGUUAUCUGAUCUCACCCAGGCGGUUUUCCUACCGCGUACGCGCCUCCCUUGAGGUCUCUUUCGGUCUCCUUCUGAUCAUUUUCUGCUUUGGCCAGCAAGUCCGCAUUCUUAUUUUGCAAUCUCUCGUUACUUACCUGCUCCUGCGCUUCUGUCGCCUUGACCAAAUACGCACGCCGACGUUAAUCACCGCGUGGACCAUGUUCUACCUCAUGUUGGUGCAUCUCUGUCGACUCUACUAUGACUACGAGGGUUACACGUUGGACAUUUCGGGCCCACUGAUGCUGCAGACUCAACGCCUUUCCAGUCUGGCCUUCAACCUCUAUGACGGAGCGCGCAUAAAGAAGCACAAUGCUAAGAUCUCUGCUGCGAAGCCGGCCGAGGAUACAGAGUGCAAGCCUGCCUCCUCGCCACAGGUCGUUCUCGACAUGACAGCCGCCGGAGAUAGUGACGUGGUCACGGGGCCUUCUGAUUCUACUCUGGAGGGCGUGAAGACCAAGGAGACUUCCCCGCUUCCCGACUUUCCAAAGAUGAUGCCUUCUAGUCAGGGCUAUGCUGUAGAGGAUAUGCCUAGUUCCCUGGAAUAUGCCGCCUAUUCCUUCUACUUUCACGGAGUCUGCAUCGGGCCUUUGGUUUUCUACCGUGACUACCGCAAGUACCUUGGAGGGUACGAGACGGGAGAGCUACCGCCGAUCAGUUGCCGCCGUGUACUCAUCCUUCUUCUCCGCGCGAUCAUCUACGGCGGAUGUUUUGUCGCUCUUUUCAAACGAUUUCCCGUCACCUACAUUGCGGAGGCUAACUUUCGGGUGAGUUUCUUCGCAGUUUUCUAUUGGGUUUGCACUUGUCUGCCGCGAGAUUUUUUCGCUCCGAGGGGCAUGUUGAUGACCGUUUGCUGGCAAAUUUAACACACCAGAUAGCCCAUCAGCUUUCUUUCAUUCUGUAAACAUUUUUGUUGACUGCACUUGCCAGGUAUGGACGUCUAGAGACACCGCCUCUAAAGUUGAUAAAAUAACUUGCCGUUUUUCGAUUCAUGUGGCCUGAGCGCGAUUUUGUUAGCCGCAAAGUCCUUUCGAGCAUGCCCUCUGGCCAAUUUAAUCGUUUAAGUAGGAUACAAUAAGAAGCCAAUGAGAACUUGAUCGGCAUUAAUAGUUAGGAAAAACUGGUAUUGGGAAAUACCAGUGGGGAGGAGAAAUCGGGAUCGUUAAUAGUCGUGGCUUGGAAUGUUACGAACUGACAGAAUAAGUCGAUUAAACUCAUGCUCGGAAAUCAGGCUACGAAGCCUCCUAUAUAUGGCCUGUAUGGCGUUUCCACCGAGGUGGAAUACACGAUCGCAAAUUAAGGCUCGAUUUGUGUGCGACACGCGUAGACGGACUGCUUAGCUUUGUUACGGGAUGUUCCCAUGCCCGCCUCCCAGGUCACUGAACACUCAGUCUACUGCCGCGGUUUCACCAACUCUUCGUUGGAACGAACAUUUGUAGUAAACACUAGUCGUUUUUUCGUAAUGACAUGUUGCGAAUUUCUAGAGGCCUACUGCUAGUAUGGCAUCUUUUAACCCCAAAAAACCUGUUUCAGACAAGAAACUCGGGAUGUUGAGCUUUAUACCGUAUGUCGGCACAUUCCUCUAUCACGAUUACCCACCGUCUACCAUUUGAGUAGACGAGCACUUGGACUUAAAAUUCGCCUGUAUUUCCAAAGAAUGUUUCGGAAUAUUUUUUCAUCCUGAAACACUCUUAAGUACUGGACGCCUCAAAUAGCCCCGAAACAGCUGGCAGUGGUUCCUAGGCUGACUGCUGACUCGAAACGUUUUGCCGACUGGGACACUGGAACCGUCAUUUAAGGCUUACCCAUUGUCAUCAGCCAGUAAUCUCUCAGCCCACUCUUGGUGUUGAACCCGCGCGCGUUGACGGUCAACCCUCCAACCCCAGAACGAGAUGAAAAUGCCCACUUUUGUCCUGCAAUUCCUGUACACUUCACUUCUGCAAGACUCGUCACACAAUGCUCUCUGCGUCAAUAGCGAUUGAAAUUUCCAAGAAUGACACUGCUGGUCAUUCAAAUGUCUCUUAUUCAAAGAGACAUUUGCGGGCCUUUGCAGUAUCCAUCUUUACCUUCGGUUAAUUCUGCCUAUUUUUUUCCCUUUCUCACGCAGCAUAUGAACCUGUUUGUACGCGCUGGCUACAUUGCCCUCACAUUCCUGAUAGCUCGUUUGAAAUACUACUUUGCCUGGACCCUGGCCGAGGUGCUCGGUAUGUGUGCAGGCAACGGUUACACGGGUGAAGACCCCGUCACGAAGGAGACCCUGUGGAAGAAUGUGCACAACUUUGACUUUGUGGGAGUAGAGGCUGCGCUGAAUUUGAAGCUUCUAAUAGAUGCCUGGAAUAUAAAGACUGCGUGUUGGUUGAGAGAGGUGGUGUACUACCGUGCACCCAAAUCCAUCCGCACAGUGGCUGUCUUCUGUGUGAGCGCCUUCUGGCACGGCCUCUACCCCGGCUACUACCUCAUGUUCCUCACAUUUGCUCUCUUCACUCUGGCCGCCCGGGUCUGGCGUCGCAAAGUGCGCAGCCGACUGCCCUCCAAUCGUUACCUCUUCCUCCUCUACCACGGCUUCACUAUUCUCCUCACCCACGUCAGCAUGGACUACGCCCAGGCUCCCUUCCACCUGCUCAGCCUAAAAAGCAGCCUGCUCGCCUGGAUACAGUUCCUUUUUGUGCCGCACAUUGUGGCCGUGCUGGUACUCUCCGUUCCUCCGCUUGUCUCUAGACUGCGCAAAAGGCGAAAGGAACAGGACACCGAGGCGCUCCUAGCGUAG
This is a messenger RNA of Spirometra erinaceieuropaei, 3074 nucleotides long. Lineage: Eukaryota; Metazoa; Platyhelminthes; Cestoda; Diphyllobothriidea; Diphyllobothriidae. The record is from the annotation of a GenBank genome assembly.